AUGAAGCUCCUGGUGCCUUUAUUCACUCUGGCCCUGGUCGAGUCGAUCCAUGCUGCUAGCAUCUGCAACGCCCUGACACCCAACUCCUGGACGCAAGCAGCCUCAUCCAACCCAAAACUCCAAGGCGCCCUCAACGAACUCAGCAAGAAUGCCGUUGCUACGUGGUACACGGACCGCGGGGGUGACGCCAUCAGCGACCUCCUUCAAAAGUGCUCGGGUAGCCAAGUACCUUCCAUUGUCAUCUACGGCCUGCCCAACAAGGACUGCGCCGACGGAUUCUCUAGUAGCGGCAACAACAAAGACGCAGCCAUCACUAUCUCAGGGGCCACGGGGGGGCUCCACUGUGUGUUCGACACAUCUCGCAACUAUCGAGGAUCGGUGGGGGACGAGUGGUGUAACUCGCGGUCGGCGGGCAUCGGUGCCCCACCAGGCACCGACACGGGCCAUCCGCUUGUGGACUACAACUUGUGGCUUAAAGUGCCCGGGGAGAGCGACGGCACCUGCAGUGGGCGGACCCCGGACGCUCAGGAAGGGCCAAGUGCGGGUUUAUUCUUUCCGGACGGAUUUGCCUCGUUGUGGGACAACAGUUGGUUUGUGGACGUGAAGGGGCUGCCUAAAAUUAACGGCGGGGGGUCGUGGACUGGUCCUAGCCCGAGCUCGGCAACCCCAAAGCCAGUAACUACAGAAACAUCCAAGCCCGUAGUGACGUUGGCACCCACGACGUCCACACCUCCUCAGACAGAACCUCCUGAAACGAACGCUCCAGUCGCGACGACCACCCCCCCUAGUACCCCCAGUCCCACCACCUCGAAUGAACCCCCUACCACGUCUACCGCGGUACCAAUUUUAAGCUCUAUUGGUACGACUGAGAACCCCACCACAACUCCCGCAGCAACGUAUGCAGCAACUACGGAGGCAGCCCAGUCGGUGGUGCCCGUGUCGACUUCGACUGCUGAGCCCGAGAGUACAGCCCAAGAAAAUGAGUCUGGCAACGAGUCUGCGGUAUUGGGUCCCACUUCGUCGACUCCUGCACCUACGAACCCUGCUGUUCAAAGCCGCGUUGCCACAUCUACCGACAAGCCCAACGAAGUCAUUUCCGUGCAAUCGUCGGUGGAAACUACCAACAUCACCACGGGGAUGAUCGUGCUCAUCGCGGGGGUGGCCGCGGCGGCCGUGGUGGCCACUGUGCUCGCUGUGAUGGUCAUUCGAAAACGAAACGCCCAGGAAAAACACAACGACAGACUCGACUCGCAAGGCGGCGUCGUCGCGUUGGGAGUUACCCACGGCUUGGAAACUGAGCGCUGCAUGCAAAUGCUAUAAGUGGUCAUGGCGUUGUGGCCACAAACUACUCUUGUUGUGAUAGAAAGAAAAUGGAAGAGUCGUAGUAACGUUACAUAGGUCGUUUUGUCAUCCAAGCUCAUUUUUCAAAUAUUAAUACAGUACAGUAUGUGGAUGA
Molecule: messenger RNA, 1456 nt
Organism: Aphanomyces astaci
Lineage: Eukaryota; Oomycota; Saprolegniomycetes; Saprolegniales; Verrucalvaceae
Exons: 2
Coding region: 1-1320 (439 amino acids)
Biological process (GO): cellulose catabolic process
Molecular function (GO): hydrolase activity, hydrolyzing O-glycosyl compounds
Source: RefSeq, a predicted model, not a curated record